Messenger RNA from Portunus trituberculatus (swimming crab), 2080 nucleotides. RefSeq lists its product as uncharacterized. Lineage: Eukaryota; Metazoa; Arthropoda; Malacostraca; Decapoda; Portunidae. The transcript has 8 exons. The coding region runs from base 939 to 1781 and encodes 280 amino acids. The record is from RefSeq and is a predicted model, not a curated record.
UUGUUUCUCGUUUUAGUUGCUUGCGUUGUGUGUUAUUGUUGCGUCAGCGUUUUAUAAGUCACACAUCUCUUGCUGACGUCCAGAUGAGGUUGUUUACGCUAGCUGCCACGUGAGGGCCGCGCUGGGCAGCGUGCAUGGCGGCGGCAGACUGAUUACAUGUACAAUGAAAGCAGACAUUUGGGAGGGGAAGUUCUUUGGCUCGUCCUUCACCGCAGCUGUUGCCAAUCCUGCGGGAAUUUCCGUCAAGAGCAAAUGACUACUCAGAAAAACUGGCUAAAAGAGUAGCAGCGAGCAAGAGCAGGAGGAAGGGCUGGAGGUGAUGGUGUUUGUAUUUGCUGCAGUUGAAUCAGAGUGUCAUUUGCCUUAAGUAAGCCGUGCAUGAAGGGGUGAGCAGGUGAGGGGUGGCGGGAAAGGCGAGGCGGUGGUAACAGCAGCUGGAGCCCCGCCAAAGCCGCCUUGCCAACCCUCCUGCCGCAGGUUUGUUGUCUAAAAUAUCCCCAGACGGUGAACUGACAGAGCGGGGUGGUAUUUAACAUCCAGCAGGAACACGGACACGUCUGCAGGUGUCUGUGCUUGUGGGUUCAUAGUCCUGGGGGCAGAGAGCACGUCACCGUCACGCGGCGCUACAUCGCUCCUUGCAGGAAAAGUGACAAGUCAAAUAAAAUCCAAACAAGAUCAGUGUAUCACUGAAUCCUGAAGGGCUCCUUGUAUAUCAAUCUUAUAUGAAUAAUAGUUACUUUAAGUUAAUUAAAAUAGUGACAUGUCCCGGAUGAACUGCCUGACAACCGUAUGGGCGUGGAGGAAAGGCUGCGCGCGCACACGUAGCGGUGGUGACGUAGUGAACAGUGUAAUAUAAGGCCGCGAGGAGUGGUGGGCGGCCCUAAGUUGUUGGUGCUUCUCCUGUUGGUGCAGUCCCUGACCCACGACACACCGAGAUCAUGGCUGACGAAAUUCCCGCCCUGGGCACUGAUGAGAACAAGGAGUACCGCUUCAGGCAACUCCACGGCAAGACUCUUCGCUUCCAGGUCAAGACGGCGCACGACUGCCAUGUGGCAUUCACCUCCGCCGCCGAGGAGACCGACCCGAUAGUGGAAGUGUUCAUUGGUGGCUGGGAGGGCGCCGCCUCUGCCAUCAGGUUCAAGAAAGCUGACGAUUUGGUGAAGGUGGACACUCCUGACAUCGUGACCGAGGCGGAGUAUCGCGAGUUCUGGAUUGCCGUGGACCAUAACGAAGUGCGCGUGGGUAAGGCUGGGGAGUGGGAGCCCCUUAUGCAGGCGCCCAUCCCGGAGCCCUUCGAGAUCACCCACUAUGGCUACUCCACUGGCUGGGGCGCGACUGGAUGGUGGAAGUUCCUGAAUGACAGGGUACUCAGCACAGAGGACUGUCUCACCUACAACUUCGAGCCUGUCUACGGUGACUCUAUCACCUUCAGCGUCGCCUGCAGUAAUGACGCACACUUGGCCCUCACUUCCGGCGCCGAGGAGACCAGUCCCAUGUACGAGAUCUUCAUUGGCGGCUGGGAGAACCAACACUCCGCCAUUCGCCUCAAUAAGGAGGGAAAAGGAACCGGUGACGAUAUGGCCAAGGUGGAAACUCCCGACGUGGUGUGCUGCGAGGAGGAGAGGAAGUUCUACGUGAGCUUCAGGAACGGCCAGAUCAAGGUCGGCUACAUGGACACUGACCCCUUCCUGGAAUGGACUGACCCCGAGCCCUGGAAGAUCACCCAUGUGGGAUAUUGCACAGGCUGGGGUGCUACAGGCAAGUGGAAGCUGGAAAUCUAAGUAAAUAUAAGUGGAGUGGUGGUGAUGUCAGACCGCCAUACGUGAUGUCAACACCGCCACCACUGCUACUCUGCCGCCAUGUUGUCCGCCACCUAUGCUACGUAAUACAGCUUACAUCCUUGUCUUCGUUUUGAGUUUAUAAUAAAAUUUCCGAAGCCAGAGAAGCACUGCGAAGGUGAAGCCUCGUGCAAACACCUGUUGCUCCAUUAACCUUCACAUGUCCUCCCGGUCAAGAGAGUCAAGAGGAAGGGGUAUUUUUCAUACUUUGUAGCUUCACGUCAUUAAAAAUUAAAACACUA